AUGACUGUCGCCUCCAGCUUUGCCUUGUCGAAUGGGCAUGACCCGUCAGGUUUGUCCAAUAGCAAUGGCCACGGCGAUCGGGACCAUGUCUAUGUUGCGAGUCUUUCGAGCAUUGCAGACUCUCUUGUUCAGCGUGCGGUGUCCUAUUAUGACGAGCAGUAUGGCUUCUCAACCGUGAGCCCUCAAGUAUACGAUACUGCUUGGGUUGCAAUGAUCACCAAGACAACAGACGGCGUCAAGAAAUGGUUGUUCCCCGAAUCCUUCCACUACCUGAUUCGAAAUCAGGCUCAAGAUGGCAGCUGGGGCUUUGAUAUCAACUCGCAAACCGUGGGUAUUCUGGACACAGGUGCUGCUCUUUUGGCGCUCCUCCGACAUGCCUCGGAUCCGUGGCAAAUCCUCGAUUACGCCAAGGACGAGAUCGCUGGACGUAUUCGUCUUGCUUCAAAAUCACUCGCUGCCCAGCUCAAGACAUGGAACGAUAUAACCGCCACAAAUCAUAUCGGUGUAGAAUUGAUCAUACCGGCGUUGUUGGAGUAUCUCCGCGACGAGGAUGAUUCUCUGCAUUUUGAGUUCGAGAGCAAAAGUGCGCUCGAUGCCAUGGCCGCAGAAAAGCUCUCUCGCUUCCGCCCGGAAAUGCUGUACGAACAGCGCCCGUCUUCGGCCCUGCACUCGCUGGAGGCUUUCAUCGGUAAGCUCGACUUUGACAGGAUCGCCCAUCAUCUGUUCAAUGGAUCCAUGAUGGCUUCUCCAUCCUCCACCGCAGCCUAUCUCAUGAAUGCCAGCAAUUGGGACGACAGGGCGGAAGGCUACCUCCAAGAUGUCAACCGUCGAGGAACCGGGCACGGUGACGGUGGCAUCGCUGGUACAUACCCAAUCCAUUAUUUUGAGUUUAACUGGACCGUAGCGACGCUGCUGCAGGCCGGCUUUGACUUGGCUGCUACUUCACCUACUGCUGUCAAUAAGAUUGCCGAGAUAGUCAGAAGGGGCUUCGUCCAGGAUCGCGGACGCGCAAUCGAUGUUGACGACACAGCCAAAGGUCUUCUGGCACUGAAACGCCUUGGUCAGAGUUUCGGUCUGUCGCCUGAUGUCAUGAUCAAGAUCUUCGAGAAGGAUGAUGGUUUCGCCACGUUUGGCGGCGAGCGCGAUCGUAGUGUUAGCUCACAUUGCCAUGUCCUUUCGGUGCUCUUGGAAUGGGGGGACAGACCAAGAUAUGCGUCACAGAUUCGCAAGGCAGCAAUCUUUGUCUGCGAGACGUGGUGGAAGCACGACAAACGGUUCAAGGACAAAUGGCAUCUGAGUCACCUCUACCCGACCAUGUUGAUGAUCGAGGCAUUUACGGAUCUUCUCCGCGAGUUUGAAGCCAAUCCCGACUCGGGGGACUUUAACUUUAGCCAGGAGCUCCGCCAGAAGAUCGCUAUAUCGUUAUGCCAGGCCAGCACCCGAACUCUGCUUGAACAGCGCGAGGAUGGCUCGUGGGAGGGAUCUGCCGAGCAGACCGCGUACGCCAUAAUGGGGUUGUCCAAGGCUCGUCAUCUGUGUUUUCUCAAAGACAUCGAAUCCCGGAUGAUAUGGGCAAUUGAGCGCGGCGCCGCUUUCCUCAAGACGUUGAAGACUGCUAGCGCCCGAGUGCCUGGUCGCUACUGGACCUCCAAAACGAGCUAUUCAGUCAAGCUCGUCUACGAAGCUUACGUCUUGGCCGCAUUGAAAGUCUCAACCAGCCUACAGAAGAGUGAGAACAUCGGAUCUACGCUGAGCUUGGUCGAUCGCUUGCCCAAGACGGCUCGUUAUUUGCCUGUCUUGAAACGCAUGGAUGUCUUCUCAUCCAUGCCAGACUGGCUGGUGCAGGCUUCACUGGUUGAAACGUCUCUGUUUGUCCCGCUCCUCCAGGCACAACGGCUCGUUGUCUUUCCAAGAGAUGAUGCCAGCAUGAGUCGCAUGAGCAAGGAUGACUACAUCGACAUCAUCCCAUUCACAUGGGUAGGAUGCAACAACCGCACGAGGACGUUUGCUCCAACUACUCUUGUCUUGGACAUGACCAUUAUGGCGCUGUUGUACUUCCAGGCUGAUGAGUUUAUGGAAUCCGUUGCCGCACCGUACUAUUUGAACGAUUGGGAUAAUCUACGGUCCUUGGUGGAUCUCGUAGCGCACGAAGCAGAAACGUCGAAUGACGCAUUCUCAUGGAUGGACUUUGAGCCACCGUCACCGGAAUUGCCGUUCAAGGUCUACAGUCCGCUUAGACGACAUGCCAACUACAUGAUCCAGCAUGCACACAUGCACGGUGCCAGUGUAGAAGAGAAGAGAAGAGCCAUGCAAGAGUUUAAGAACUUCUGGCUCACACAAGUCACACAAGCUGAAGACAAUGAAAUGUUUGGCAAACAGAUACAAUGCGGCAAUGGCCAAUUCUACGACACUGCACGUCCGUUUGCCGACUGGGUACGUACCACUGCGGCCGAUCACGUAGGUGUCAUGUCGCCGUACUCGUGGCUCUGUGCCUGGCUCUCGCAUCACCGAGGCAAUGGCACUGAACUCUUCCCAAGCGCAGCCGAGAAGUACUUUGCAACUGUCGUGGGACGGCAUCUGUCCACGGCGUGCCGCAUGUACAACGAUUACGGAUCUGCAGCCAGGGACGCAGCCGAGGGCAACGUCAAUUCUCUCUGCUUUCCUGAAUUUUACAAACAGAACUCUGUCGACCUGAGAGCGCGGAAAGCUGAAUUGACAACCUUGGCAAGGUACGAGGAACGUUGUCUGCAGACAGCGCUUGACUGUCUGGAAGAGGCAGUAAUCGCAGCACAUGGGAACAGCCCAGAUGGAUCAUUCCACCAACGCAAGACCCGUUUGGUAAGGUACUUCUGCGAUGUUGGGACGAGCUUCAGUCAGUUUUAUGUGCUUCGCGACCUUUCGGCUACAACUGGUCGGGAUCCUACACGGAGCCAUGUGUGA
Pochonia chlamydosporia 170 is the source of this 2940-nucleotide messenger RNA. Its product is annotated as ent-kaurene synthase. Gene Ontology annotation, molecular function: magnesium ion binding; terpene synthase activity. The record is from RefSeq and is a predicted model, not a curated record. Gene Ontology annotation, biological process: diterpenoid biosynthetic process. The transcript has 6 exons. Bases 1 to 2940 code for a protein of 979 amino acids. Lineage: Eukaryota; Fungi; Ascomycota; Sordariomycetes; Hypocreales; Clavicipitaceae.